AUGAGUCGGGUUAUAUCAAAGACUUCUGAGAGUUACAAUCUCCUCCAACCGCCACAGGAUGAUAUUGAUCGACACAAAAAAGCUACAAGUGGCUCCUCAUCAAAACAAUAUUUCGACGAUAUUAUCCCGAUUGGAGAGAGUGAAGUGAGAGAAGUUCUGUUGAGAGAAGCGAAAAGGCACAGAUACUGGAAGAAGUCUACCGUGAAAAAGAUGCAAAUUGAGGGGCUCGAGGCGUCGAUUUGUCUCAAGUAUAAUCUCGAGUCCUACACGGAAGCUCGAUCAACUGUCGAAACAACAGAGGCUUAUGUACCUGGAGCAACUAUAGAUGCUGCCUUUGAAAUCUCGGAUUUAGAUUUGGGACCAGCCCACACGCCGAAUCCUUGGGAUUUCGAGGUUUUUCCGGCAACCGUUUUUGUCGAUCAAGUUCGAGUUCAAGAGAUCCCGGGAACAUCUCGUAUCAUCAAAUGUGUCACUUGUUCAUCCGAUGGAACAAUUCAUUGCUUUUCUUGCAGAGGAUCGGGUUCUGAUAAGUGUCGGUAUUGCAGAGGAACCGGCAUGAAAUCCGGAGUUGUGCAUCCGGCAGUAGCGAUGCAUCCUUUAAUUGCUACAAUUCCACAUGCUGACACCUCACGUGGUUUUGCCUCGACAAGCACGGCAAUGAUGGGUCAUCGAGGGCCGAAUGGAGUUGGUGGAACGUAUGGAUUGGGGACACCAAUGCAUUUCAUAUCAAAGACAGGAGUGCCGCCACCUGGCAUUGGCAGACACGAUCUUUGCUUUGUUUGUCAUGGUGCUGGAGUGGGUGAAUGCAGUCAAUGCCGAGGAAGUGGAAAGAAGCCUUGUUCAAAGUGUGGCGGGAGUGGAUCGAUUCGAUCAUUCUCAAAGAUGAAGAUUUUCUUCAAAACUGAAGCCACUGAAUACUACACUGAGUCGCCAAUACCUGAGAAAUAUUUGCGAGAUGUGAAUGGAAAAGAAAUAUUCUGUGAUGAGCAACCAUAUGUACUACCAAUCACCAGAUAUCCAAUGAACGAAAUUAAUGAAGCAAGCAAGAGAAUUUGUGCUGAACAUCUACAGAGAUGUCUUGGGAAUUGUCGAGUUAUAAAGCAACGUCAUUCCCUUCUCGCGAUUCCUGUUGCUCAAGUUCGAUAUUCGAUCGGUAAAGAAGUCGGUCUAUUUUACGUAUUCGGACGUGAACGAGAGUGCUAUGUGCCGAAAACCUCUUCGAAAUGUACUAUUCUU
Molecule: messenger RNA, 1236 nt
Organism: Mesorhabditis belari
Lineage: Eukaryota; Metazoa; Nematoda; Chromadorea; Rhabditida; Rhabditidae
Source: the annotation of a GenBank genome assembly